AUGGCCCUCCACAGCCCCCCCAUGACCCCCGUUGACAGAUCAAUGGAGCUGUCAGAGAGAAUGCACUUCACACCAGAAUCUGCCAGACUCAGGUCCAUCGGCCGGACUCAGACCCAGACUCUUGAUCUGUUGUUGAUGAGCCCCGGAGGGUUCAGCGGUGUAACUCAGCGUCCCAGACGAAAAACCUGCUCUCCUCCUGCUCUCCUCCUGCUCUCCUCCUGCUCUCCUCCUGCUCUCCUCCUGCUCUCCUCACGCUCUCCUCCUGCUCUCCUCCUGCUCUCCUCCUGCUCUCCUCCUGCUCUCCUCACGCUCUCCUCCUGCUCUCCUCCUGCUCUCCUCCUGCUCUCCUCCUGCUCUCCUCACGCUCUCCUCCUGCUCUCCUCACGCUCUCCUCCUGCUCUCCUCACGCUCUCCUCCUGCUCUCCUCCUGCUCUCCUCACGCUCUCCUCCUGCUCUCCUCCUGCUCUCCUCCUGCUCUCCUCACGCUCUCCUCCUGCUCUCCUCACGCUCUCCUCCUGCUCUCCUCCUGCUCUCCUCCUGCUCUCCUCACGCUCUCCUCCUGCUCUCCUCACGCUCUCCUCCUGCUCUCCUCCUGCUCUCCUCCUGCUCUCCUCACGCUCUCCUCCUGCUCUCCUCACGCUCUCCUCCUGCUCUCCUCCUGCUCUCCUCCUGCUCUCCUCCUGCUCUCCUCACGCUCUCCUCACGCUCUCCUCCUGCUCUCCUCCUGCUCUCCUCCUGCUCUCCUACUGCUCUCCUACUGCUCUCCUCCUGCUCUCCUCCUGCUCUCCUCCUGCUCUCCUCCUGCUCUCCUCACGCUCUCCUCCUGCUCUCCUCACGCUCUCCUCCUGCUCUCCUCCUGCUCUCCUCCUGCUCUCCUCCUGCUCUCCUCACGCUCUCCUCCUGCUCUCCUCACGCUCUCCUCCUGCUCUCCUCCUGCUCUCCUCCUGCUCUCCUCCUGCUCUCCUCACGCUCUCCUCACGCUCUCCUCCUGCUCUCCUCCUGCUCUCCUCCUGCUCUCCUACUGCUCUCCUACUGCUCUCCUCCUGCUCUCCUCCUGCUCUCCUCACGCUCUCCUCCUGCUCUCCUCACGCUCUCCUCCUGCUCUCCUCCUGCUCUCCUCCUGCUCUCCUCCUGCUCUCCUCACGCUCUCCUCACGCUCUCCUCCUGCUCUCCUCCUGCUCUCCUCCUGCUCUCCUACUGCUCUCCUACUGCUCUCCUCCUGCUCUCCUCCUGCUCUCCUCCUGCUCUCCUCCUGCUCUCCUCACGCUCUCCUCACGCUCUCCUCCUGCUCUCCUCACGCUCUCCUCCUGCUCUCCUCCUGCUCUCCUCCUGCUCUCCUACUGCUCUCCUCCUGCUCUCCUCCUGCUCUCCUCACGCUCUCCUCCUGCUCUCCUCACGCUCUCCUCCUGCUCUCCUCCUGCUCUCCUCACGCUCUCCUCCUGCUCUCCUCCUGCUCUCCUCACGCUCUCCUCCUGCUCUCCUCACGCUCUCCUCCUGCUCUCCUCACGCUCUCCUCCUGCUCUCCUCACGCUCUCCUCACGCUCUCCUCCUGCUCUCCUCACGCUCUCCUCCUGCUCUCCUCCUGCUCUCCUCCUGCUCUCCUCCUGCUCUCCUCCUGCUCUCCUCACGCUCUCCUCCUGCUCUCCUCCUGCUCUCCUCCUGCUCUCCUCCUGCUCUCCUCACGCUCUCCUCCUGCUCUCCUCCUGCUCUCCUCCUGCUCUCCUCACGCUCUCCUCACGGUCUCCUCCUGCUCUCCUCACACUCUCCUCCUGCUCUCCUCCUGCUCUCCUCCUGCUGUCCUCACGCUCUCCUCACGCUCUCCUCCUGCUCUCCUCCUGCUCUCCUCCUGCUCUCCUCACGCUCUCCUCCUGCUUUCCUCCUGCUCUCCUCCUGCUCUCCUCACGCUCUCCUCCUGCUCUCCUCCUGCUCUCCUCCUGCUCUCCUCCUGCUCUCCUCACGCUCUCCUCCUGCUUUCCUCACGCUCUCCUCCUGCUCUCCUCCUGCUCUCCUCACGCUCUCCUCCUGCUCUCCUCCUGCUCUCCUCCUGCUCUCCUCACGCUCUCCUCCUGCUCUCCUCCUGCUCUCCUCCUGCUCUCCUCCUGCUCUCCUCACGCUCUCCUCCUGCUCUCCUCACGCUCUCCUCCUGCUCUCCUCCUGCUCUCCUCCUGCUCUCCUCCUGCUCUCCUCCUGCUCUCCUCCUGCUCUCCUCACGCUCUCCUCACGCUCUCCUCCUGCUCUCCUCACGCUCUCCUCCUGCUCUCCUCCUGCUCUCCUCACGCUCUCCUCCUGCUCUCCUCACGCUCUCCUCCUGCUCUCCUCACGCUCUCCUCCUGCUCUCCUCCUGCUCUCCUCCUGCUCUCCUCACGCUCUCCUCCUGCUCUCCUCACGCUCUCCUCCUGCUCUCCUCCUGCUCUCCUCCUGCUCUCCUCACGCUCUCCUCACGCUCUCCUCCUGCUCUCCUCACGCUCUCCUCCUGCUCUCCUCCUGCUCUCCUCCUGCUCUCCUCCUGCUCUCCUACUGCUCUCCUCCUGCUCUCCUCACGCUCUCCUCCUGCUCUCCUCCUGCUCUCCUCCUGCUCUCCUCACGCUCUCCUCCUCCUCUCCUCCUGCUCUCCUCCUGCUCUCCUCCUGCUGUCCUCACGCCCUCCUCACGCUCUCCUCCUGCUCUCCUCCUCCUCUCCUCCUGCUCUCUCUCACGCUCUCCUCCUGCUCUCCUCCUGCUCUCCUCCUGCUCUCCUCACGCUCUCCUCCUGCUCUCCUCCUGCUCUCCUCCUGCUCUCCUCACGCUCUCCUCACGGUCUCCUCCUGCUCUCCUCACACUCUCCUCCUGCUCUCCUCCUGCUCUCCUCCUGCUGUCCCCUCACGCUGUCCUCACGCUCUCCUCCUGCUCUCCUCCUGCUCUCCUCCUGCUCUCCUCACGCUCUCCUCCUGCUCUCCUCCUGCUCUCCUCACGGUCUCCUCCUGCUCUCCUCACACUCUCCUCCUGCUCUCCUCCUGCUCUCCUCCUGCUGUCCUCACGCUCUCCUCACGCUCUCCUCCUGCUCUCCUCCUGCUCUCCUCCUGCUCUCCUCACGCUCUCCUCCUGCUCUCAUCCUGCUCUCCUCCUGCUCUCCUGCUCUCCUCCUGCUCUCCUCCUGCUCUCCUCACGCUCUCCUCCUGCUCUCCUCCUGCUCUCCUCACGCUCUCCUCCUGCUCUCCUCCCGCUCUCCUCACGCUCUCCUCCUGCUCUCCUCACGCUCUCCUCCUGCUCUCCUCCUGCUCUCCUCCUGCUCUCCUCCUGCUCUAUUCCUGCUCUCCUCACGCUCUCCUCCUGCUCUCCUCACGCUCUCCUCCUGCUCUCCUCCUGCUCUCCUCCUGCUCUAUUCCUGCUCUCCUCACGCUCUCCUCCUGCUCUCCUCACGCUCUCCUCCUGCUCUCCUCCUGCUCUCCUCUGAUUGGCUGA
This is a messenger RNA of Knipowitschia caucasica, 3441 nucleotides long. NCBI's taxonomy places the organism in Eukaryota, Metazoa, Chordata, Actinopteri, Gobiiformes, Gobiidae. The record is from the annotation of a GenBank genome assembly.